This is a messenger RNA of Chara braunii, 845 nucleotides long. Lineage: Eukaryota; Viridiplantae; Streptophyta; Charophyceae; Charales; Characeae. The record is from the annotation of a GenBank genome assembly.
GGGCGAAGAGAGGGGUUCAUUCUGCUGGGUUCGCGGCAGCGUUCUCGGGCAAGGGUCAUUUGGGCGGGUGCAUCACGCGCUCGACAAACGCUUGUGCGCGGUGUUUGCCGUGAAGACCGUAGCCAUUCCGCGGGAGGCUGUUUGCGAUCCAGGAUUUCCUCGGCGUGUGCGCCUAUGGCCGAGCUUCGUGCAUUGGAGAACGAUAUGUCCAUUCUAAAGCGGCUGGGUCCGUCUCCGCACGUGGUGCGCUACCUUGGGGAUGACUGGACACGUGGCCACGACAGGUCAUCGGAGCGCAACCUGUUCCUAGAGCUGGCCAACGGGGGCAGCCUGGCUGACUUCUCGAAACGCUUCGGCGGACAGCUGGACGAGUCCAUGAUCGGGCGAUGUUGCCGAGGGAUAUUGCGUGGAUUGCAGCACGCGCACUCCCGAGGAGUGGUGCAUCGGGACGUCAAAGGUCAGAACGUCUUGGUGAUGGUCGACGAGGAGGGUGGGGUAACCGCCAAGCUGUCUGACUUCGGGGCUUCAUGUUGCGUCUGCGGGGAGCCUGGUGAUGACGUCGACAGUCAAUCGCAGGAUCCGUCCACUCAGAUUGUCUCUGAAUCGAAGGAGGAUGGCGGAGCAUGCCCAGGACGUCCCGUACGCCUCGCAGGAACCGUUGAGUGGAUGGCUCCCGAGGUAGCCAGCCAGAGCGACACGCUAGAAGGGUCUGCGGACAUUUGGUCGUUAGGAUGCACCGUGUCUCUGGAUUCAGGUGCUCCGCGGCAGGAGAGAACAGGGGUGUAGAGUAGCUAGUCCGGCCAUCUGCCGGUGAGUGGCGGUGGAGAUAAAUGCGUUUGGCAAAA